AUGGAGGUGGCGGCAUCCAUAGUGGGGCUUCUCACUGCAGCCUCUCAGGUUUAUAUCACCCUGAAUGCGUUCCUCUCUUCAUGUCGUGAUGCGCCAAUUAUCGCCCAAACUACACGCGAUGAGAUUCGAGACUUCCGUUACGCCCUUUUGCAGCUCAGAGAUUGCGUGUGGCAAAAUAAAAACAUAACCCCAUUAGGAAGAGCGACGACCGACACGAGCCAACUUAUACUUACUCUGGCAUCCUCUAUGACAACACUUGCCCAAGUAGAGAAGACACUUGAUCCAUUACUGUCGCAGUCUAAAAUGGACUACAUCCGCCGCAUCAGAUGGGGUCUCGCAGAUAGCGACCUCGCAAAACUUCUUACCCGCAUUCAGAGUCAUAAACUGACACUGAAUCUUCUCCUUACGAUAUGGUUGAGCCAGUCAGCUGCGCAAGCAGAGGCUUCGAACGACCUCUUAAACGACACUUUAAAAGAUCUUCUAGAUCCACGAUACAGGCGCCCUCCGCAACCUUUGGAUCCAUCAAUAGAUAACGUCCUACAUGGCGGCUCGUCGGGGGAUAUUUCCCACACAUUAAUCCUUGUUAAUCAAGGGGCCUCCACUACGGCAGGUGGGGAAACUGCCUCCCUGAUGACUGUUAAGAAGCCCUUUAGCGUUAUUUCGGGCAAGUCCUUGAGAUCCAAACUGCGAAACACCAAACCGUACGCCGGCACCAAAGCUUUUGAUAGUUCGGCCCAGUCCGUCCUUACAUCUCAAAGAGCAACUCCAUGGUCUGAAUUCACAAUCGGUUCGGAUGCAUCAGUAUUUUCUUUGCCCUUUAGCAGGUUAGACCUUGAUACAAAGAGGAUUUCUGAGGUAAAAGAAAUACAUCGGAUAUCCUUGCCGAUCGAUGGGAUGACGUUUUACAACGACUGGCGAUACCCGGGGGGGAAUAUUCCACCAGAGUUGCCAGAGGUUGGUUUAUGUAUCCUACUAUCGAUCUUCGGGCUUAAACCGAAAAUUCGAAGAGAUGGAAUGAACGAAUCCAGAGAUCUACCGGCCUUCUCGCAUUACAAUAAGAAAUCACCAUUGAUCGCCCGGGAGUUGAGUAAAAAGCUCUCCCGCUAUCCUAGGGUUUCCAGAAUAUAUUCCAGCUUCUUGAGGGACAAGCUAGAUUUGGCUAUCUCUAAUAAUGAUUUACACCUGGUGGGGCUGCUUUUAUCUUGGAGCGCUCAAAAACGCUUUGGCGUUUGGAUUGGGACUGAAUUGGUGGAGGCAUUUAAAAACGCAAUCCGCAGAGGAAAUAGCCACAUCGUUGAGCUAUUCUUAGAAUGGGGGGCGCAUAUUGAAGUACAGCAGAAAGAGCCAGAGCACAGUAUAAUUGACUUGGUACUAGAAUCGCGCAGAAACAGGAUAAUCGAGCUAUUUCUUCUCUAUGGGCUUGACACCGAGAAGGGCUACGGAAAUCCACCAUGCACUCCACUACAGGUAGCGGCGAUGGGGAGAUACAGCGAUUCUGUUGGUGUUGCGAGAUGCCUUUUGCACUUGGGCGCGGAUAUUGAAGGGUUCUGUAAAGAGAGGCCUCAGACACCACUGGAGCUGGCCGUGAACAGCGGAAAAGGCGAGAUGAUCCAGUUUUUGCUUCUCCGGGGGCCAAUGCCUCGAAGACGUACGGCAACCCACCGCGCACACCACUACAGGCAGCGGCAAUGGGGACAUACUCAAAUUCCGUUGGCAUUGCGCGCUGCCUUUUGGCUCGGGGAGUGA
Molecule: messenger RNA, 1746 nt
Organism: Morchella importuna
Lineage: Eukaryota; Fungi; Ascomycota; Pezizomycetes; Pezizales; Morchellaceae
Exons: 2
Coding region: 1-1746 (581 amino acids)
Source: RefSeq, a predicted model, not a curated record